Entelurus aequoreus (snake pipefish) is the source of this 3836-nucleotide messenger RNA. It is a transcript of the gene slc7a2, whose product is annotated as solute carrier family 7 member 2. Gene Ontology annotation, biological process: transmembrane transport; amino acid transport. Bases 335 to 2296 code for a protein of 653 amino acids. Gene Ontology annotation, cellular component: plasma membrane. The transcript has 12 exons. Gene Ontology annotation, molecular function: amino acid transmembrane transporter activity. The record is from RefSeq and is a predicted model, not a curated record. NCBI's taxonomy places the organism in Eukaryota, Metazoa, Chordata, Actinopteri, Syngnathiformes, Syngnathidae.
UUAAAAUAUGGCAAUAUUCCAAUUGAACAGCAUGGAAAUGAAGAACGGGGACAUCUCUCACCAGGCUAUAGAGGCAGAGUACAGGGGCAAGGCUGGGCAGACCCUAUGAAAGAACACUUGGGACAGAGGGGAGGAGUAAAUAUCCUCUGUGCACAGUUUGUACAGUCAAAGAGGUGAAUUAGUGUGAAGCCCAGAAACUUAGGCUGCAGCUCCAGUCCUACUUAGUUGAUCUGCAAAUGAUCCAUGCUGACACACCGUGCUACUUUUUGCUGUUUGACCUGAAUUCUGGGCUUCUAACAUCCACUCAGGAAUCCCUCUAACAGCAGGCAACAACAUGUUGGAGCAAGUUCUGUCGUUCGGCCGCUCUCUGGUGCGCCGAAAGUUGGUUGACCUCAGCAGCUUGGAGGAUUCGAAGCUCUGCCGCUGCCUGGGUACCGUGGACCUCAUCGCCCUGGGUGUGGGCAGCACUCUCGGUGCUGGUGUUUAUGUACUGGCUGGAGAAGUGGCCAAGGGAGACUCCGGUCCCAGCAUUGUUAUCUCCUUCUUAAUUGCGGCACUGGCCUCCGUUAUGGCCGGCCUUUGUUAUGCAGAGUUUGGAGCUCGUGUCCCAAAGACCGGUUCCGCUUACCUUUACAGUUACGUGACUGUAGGGGAGGUCUGGGCCUUUAUCACUGGUUGGAACCUGAUCCUCUCUUACGUGAUUGGAACCUCCUCAGUAGCUCGGGCUUGGAGUGGAACAUUUGAUGAAAUGACAGGAGGGCACAUUGAGAUAUUUUGCAAAACUUACUUCAGCAUGAACUCUCCUGGUCUGGCUCAGUACCCCGACUUCUUUGCUGUCUGUCUGAUUCUGCUGCUGUCUGGACUUUUGUCGUUCGGAGUGAAGGAAUCCGCGUGGGUAAAUAAAGUCUUCACCUCAGUCAACGUGCUUGUACUCCUCUUCGUCAUUAUCUCCGGCUUUGUCAAAGGAGACACACGCAACUGGAAGAUAACGGAAGAAUCUCUCGUAAAUGUCACCAUAAUUGUCAGGAACUUAUCGGUGACGGCCAACGUGAGCAGUGAUUACGGAGCAGGAGGAUUCAUGCCGUAUGGUUUCAGUGGAACGUUAGCUGGGGCCGCCACUUGCUUCUAUGCUUUUGUGGGGUUUGACUGCAUAGCAACAACGGGUGAGGAGGUGAAGAAUCCUCAAAGGGCCAUUCCAAUCGGCAUAGUGGUGUCACUGACUGUGUGUUUCCUGGCCUACUUUGGUGUUUCGGCUGCGCUCACACUUAUGAUGCCCUACUACCUGCUGGAUGAGAAGAGCCCACUGCCCAUGGCUUUUGAAUAUGUGGGAUGGAGCCCUGCCAAAUAUGUGGUGGCUGUUGGUUCACUUUGUGCCCUGUCCACCAGUUUGCUGGGCUCCAUUUUCCCUAUGCCUCGUGUAAUCUAUGCUAUGGCAGAGGAUGGGGUGCUUUUCAAAGCCUUAGCCCGAAUCAAUCCUAAAACGAAGACCCCCCUUAUUGCCACUAUGACCUCUGGUGUAGUCGCAGCCAUCAUGGCGUUCCUGUUUGACCUCAAAGCGCUGGUCGACAUGAUGUCCAUCGGAACUUUACUGGCCUACUCUCUGGUUGCUGUCUGUGUACUGAUUCUCAGGUACCAGCCAGAUGGCUCUCUGAAUUGGCGAGGAAGAGGUAGCUGUGAGAAGGGCUACCUGCCCGCCGAGGAGGGCGAGUCUGAACUGACCGAAUCGGAAUCGCACCUCAACAAACUAAAAGCAGGUGACUCUGUCCUGCAGACCAUCUCGCACCCGCCUGCCUCGCCCUCUGAGCAAUCAUCGAGCGUAGUCAACAUGUCCAUCUGUGUGCUGGUGUUGUUGGUGUGUGUGCUCAGCUAUCUGACCACGUACCACAUCGACUCCAUCUGUGGUCUGGAAGUGUGGAUCCUGGCGUCGCUGACCGCUUGCCUCCUCCUAUUCAGUGGAUGCGUCAUCAUGGUCUGCAGGCAGCCUCAGACAACUCACAAGGUCUCCUUCAUGGUCCCUCUUUUGCCUUACCUGCCGAUUCUGAGCAUUUUUGUUAAUAUUUACCUCAUGGUUCAGCUGAGUGGAGACACCUGGAUACGUUUCUCAGUGUGGAUGGCACUAGGCUUCUUGAUCUACUUCGGCUACGGUAUGUGGCACAGUGUGGAGCGCCAGCGCCUCCUAGCCAGCAGCUGCACCACCAAGGACCACAAGACCACCAGAGCGAAGGAGGCUGGCUUGGUUACAGUCAAAAAGGAGCAGGAGCAGUUUAUCUGCCCAGAGAAGAACAGUCAGUUCUGAAGUUACCCACAAUAGUUAGUGCUAAUAGACUGAGAGGUGACACUGAGGCCCACUAAACAUGCAACUAUACGCAUUGAUGCUCUUGUGUGAACAUCGGUACAUUCAGUCUGUGAAAGCCAUGUCAGUAUUUUGUGUCUGCGGUCACACGAUGAAGAGCCGCUGUUGAUUUUCACUGUGAUGGACGCCACAAUGCAGACAUUGUGUCUUAUGGAGGACGUCAUGAAGCACAAUGGAAAGGACAGGUAACACACUGGAGAGUGACAAUCCCUCGGUGCACGACCGAGGUCUUUUAUUAAAGGAAGUCCCUGUUAGGGAUUCAGUUGAUCAAUAUUAGCAAGUUUGUCUAAACUGUAAAUGUCUCCCAUCAUUUAAUGACCUGCGUGUAAUGUCAGGGUUUUCAUAUAUAAUUCUGUAGACUACAUUAAGUACAGGUCCAAUUGAAUGAGAUCCCAAUGAAGAGCUAUACCAGAUAAUGCUGCUUAAAAGAAUCAUUUUCAGUUUUCGUUGCACAAGAUUUAAUUACAGACAAUGUUUGGGGUUGUAACUAAAAGGUACUUCUAACAUUUUGGUGAUCUCUACCUAUUUACUGUAUGUUGUGGUAUAAUGCAUCACAGCUACAAUAAUAAACACAUUGUUAAAUCAAUACAUUUCUGCAUGUCAAUCAACAUAAUUACUGUCCUAGCUUCGGCAGCAUUUUUGUUACAGCUCUUCUGUUGGCUCUCGUCACACUGAGUGUCGUUCAAGGGACUUUUAUUUUUACAUAUUGCAAAACGCUAUAGAGGUGUUGUUAUAGUCAAUAUAUUUUACAUGUACUUUCUGCACGAUUGUUUCUGUUAGAGCCAUUUCGGACAUAUUUACACAUAUUUCUUAUGUGUACAUACCAUGCUUUGUUUAAAGUAAAUUUGAUUAUACGGCAAUAGCUUACAUGACUGUAUAUUUGGUAUUUUGCUAUAUUAUUGGUAUACAGUUUAAAAUAUUGUCUUUCCCUUCCUAUGAAAAAAGCUGUUGCCCCAUGCCCUGUUCGACCAUUCAAAACAAAACAUUGUCACAUUUACGACAGUUACUGACACUUUACGACUCCCAGUCCAAAGAGAGCAAACUAAAAGAGCACAACUACCGUAUUUUUCGGACUAUAAGUCGCAUUUUUUUUUCAUAGUUUGGCCGGGGGUGCGACUUUUACUCAGGAGCGACUUAUGUGUGAAAUUAUUUAACACAUUAGCGUAAAAUAUCAAAUAAUAUUAUUUAGCUAAUUCACGUAAGACAGUGGUCCCCAAACUACGGCCCGCGGGCCGGAUCCGGGCCCCCAGCAUCCAAAAUCCGGCCCACAGGAAGUCCCAAGUUAAAAAAAAAAUAAAAAAAAGAUUUAUUUUUAAAAAAAUCUUUCCUUUCUAAUCCAUUUUUUACCGCUUGUUACUCUUGGUGUCUCCUAGACACUCAGGCAAAUCAUAUUGUCUAAAAAUGAAUUUUCCCAUCGAUAACGUGACAAUGUUAAAUGUUGAUGAACAUCAAUGUUAAUUGAUGUUAAAUGACAAAACGGAUU